Molecule: messenger RNA, 1098 nt
Organism: Cryphonectria parasitica EP155
Lineage: Eukaryota; Fungi; Ascomycota; Sordariomycetes; Diaporthales; Cryphonectriaceae
Product: Clavaminate synthase-like protein
Exons: 5
Coding region: 1-1098 (365 amino acids)
Molecular function (GO): dioxygenase activity
Source: RefSeq, a predicted model, not a curated record
AUGCCGCACUCUACAGAAAUCUCCCAGUACUCGUAUGUGCCCGAGACAAAGGAGGAUCUUGAUUGGGCCGAUCCAGUUCCCAACAUUGAUCUCUCCAAAUAUGGUACUCCCGAAGGCACGGCGGAGCUGGCUGAGCAGCUCAUCGAGGCAAUCCGCACCAAAGGUUUCUUCUAUGUGACCAACUUUGGCAUUCCUCAAGAGAAGGUCGACAGGCAGUUUGCCCUCGGCAACGCAUUCUACAACCUGCCUCUUGAGGAGAAGAAGAAGUAUCAGCCUGACCUCGACUCUGGUGAUUACAAUGGCUACAGGCCUGGCGGCCGACGCCUGCUGAGCGGUGGUAUCUAUGACAAGACGGAGGUGUGGAAUAUGGCCACUAAGGAUGGCCACAUUACCCAGCCAAUUCCUCAACUAUUGAAGGACAACCUGGAGGAGAUCGAAGCUUUCGCAAAGGAACUCCAUGACAAGGUCCUGGACCCUCUCAACACCUUGAUCGCACUGGCCCUUGAGCUUCCACCUGAUUUCUUCACCAAAGUCCACCGGUGGGAUGUGCACGACGAGUCUCACCUGCGGUACAUGAAGUACAGCAAGUUCUCCGAGGACGAGAUCUCCAAGCUCUCGGAUGGCCUUUGGUCGCCGGGCCACACGGACCUGGGAACCAUCACUCUGCUGUUCCGACAGCCCGUGGCAGCCCUUCAGAUCAAGGACCACAAGACGGGCCAGUGGAAGUGGGCCAAGCCUCUCGACGGUAGCCUUACCGUGAACACGUGUGACGCACUGAGCUUCCUCACGGGCGGCUAUAUCAAAUCGACCAUCCACCGCGUGUCACUUCCCCCCAAGGACCAGCGCCACGUGGACCGUCUGGGCCUGCUCUACUUUGCCAGGCCCCAGAAUGACCUGGUGCUCAGCACAAUUGACUCACCGCGGUUGAAGAGGGAAGGUUUCACACAGAACGAGUUUGAGAAGGGCGGGCACAGAGUGCCCACCAUGGGAGAAUUCACGAAUCUCAAACAAAAAUGGCAGCAGGGCAAGGUUAAGAGCUAUGCUGAAACUGACGGACAAGAGAUUCUUCCUGGCUUUACAGGACGCCGUUACAACUAA